UUCUCAAUGAAUUCACUUUCCAUCAUCCGGCCAAAAAAUUUAUGUAUUUUCCAGCAAAACUCUUAACUUCAAAAAGAAUACAAUUUCCUGUUUCCAGAUAACUCUGGGAUUCAAAUAUUGCUGUUUUGAGGUGUUGGAAAAAGGCAGAUUUUUAAGAUAAUUGUUAUUGAUAAUUUAAAGUUCCAAAAAAUGCAAAAGGAUAGAACAGUUGGUUCUCUAUCUUUUGAUCGCUCUAGGGUAUCUCCUUACCCGUGUAGUUCCAGGGAUGCCAAGCAAUGCCAACCUGAGAAUCCAUUGGGAUUGGGAUUUGGAUCGACCGAUGAUGUUAAAGAGUGGGAGGAUGCAAGGUGCCCCAUCUGUAUGGAACACCCGCAUAAUGCGGUACUUUUGCGGUGUUCUUCCUUUGAGAAGGGCUGUCGCCCUUUCAUGUGUAAUACAAGUCACCGCCAUUCAAAUUGUCUGGACCAGUUUAGUAAGUCAUCAGUGUCAUGUCCUUCUACGGCUGUGUUACAGGAAAUUCCUUUCGGAAACAUGACCUCCACUUCUCGUAGUUGGAGGGGUUCGUCACCUUUUUAUGAUCUGACAGAAGCAGUUUGUGGUUUGCUGCCAAAGCUUCAUUGCCCUUUCUGUCGAGGAGAGAUUUAUGGCUGGAGUGUAGUAGAACCGGCUCGUGAGUUUAUGAAUUCCAAAGCCAGGAGUUGUUCUUCUGAGACCUGUGAUUUCAUUGGGACUUACAGUGAACUCAGGAAGCAUGCUAGGUCUGAUCAUCCUUUGGUCCGACCAAGAGAAGUGGAUCCGAUACGACUGCUUGAUUGGACUAAGUUGACGCAUGAGAGGGAUUAUGAGGACAUGCUUAGCUCAAUCCAAUCAGUCACAGGUGAAGAAAGUAAUGGAGAAAGCUUUUCAGAUAUAGGGGAGUUUCUUUCUUUGUUGGCUUCAAAUCCUGCAUACAUGACAUUUGAACCUGAGUUCAUCAGUGAUUCAAGGAAUACAGAACAAGUUCAAUUCAGGAGGAGAUUGGGAAGUAGGAGCUUUAGGUAUGAUCGAGAGUCUGAUCGUGGUACUAGGGAGCACAGUAGUUUUGUACCAGAUAGAGCUUUCCUUGGGCAACGCAACAAUCCUCGACCAGUAGAGAGAUUUCACGGUAGACACCGCAGCUCACAGGACAUGCUCCAUUGGAGGCACCCCACUUCACCAUCAGAGAGAGUUUUCCAAGGAAGUCGUCGUAGUUCACUAGCUGACAGAACACGUCGUAGCCAAGGAUUGCAACGGAGGACAGCAAGAUGGUCUACAUUCAAUAAUGGACAGUGAUUGGAGCACGUACUUUACGUGUGUCUCCCUGGUACAAAAAACAUUUUCUGCUUGGUUUUGCACUGUAAAUGGAAUCAAAAGCAGGAAGCUAGAGUUAUUGUUUUGGUCUAUUAAGUUAUGUUAGAUUUGGAAGUAAAAAGUGAAUCAUUGUUAUCCCUAUAUAUAUAUAUGUAUAUAUAUAUAUAUUUUAUCACAGAAUCAAUGUUUAAUGUUACAUGAAU
Molecule: messenger RNA, 1532 nt
Organism: Durio zibethinus
Lineage: Eukaryota; Viridiplantae; Streptophyta; Magnoliopsida; Malvales; Malvaceae
Source: RefSeq, a predicted model, not a curated record